Molecule: messenger RNA, 2163 nt
Organism: Aureobasidium uvarum
Lineage: Eukaryota; Fungi; Ascomycota; Dothideomycetes; Dothideales; Saccotheciaceae
Source: the annotation of a GenBank genome assembly
AUGGUCACACGCACCAUUCCUCAAUAUCGUCAAGAUUCGGGCCACCCAGUCAGACAAUACAUUCAUCAAGAGCCUAUAAGCGCUUGGAUCAAUGACGUCUCGCCCAACUCUCUAUCGCCAGACGUACCUCGUCCUUUUGCCGAAACUCAUCGCGACUCUACUGGGUCUUCCGUCUACUCGAUUCCCGAUCAUCCCAUCCCUCAGGCUCCACGAGUCCCCCAACAAGUUGCUAGGCCGAUAUAUCAACCAAAUCGCCGCNCCCCAUUGGGUCCUCCUCCUUCAGCGCGCAAAGGUCCUGCAUCGUACUAUCCGCAAACAAACCAUGUCGCGCCGAUUUUGGAGGAAACAGACAGUCAACGAGGAUUGCGCGACUCGAAGAGUUCUUUUGCUUCUAGCAAUGCGAUUCCUAUUGGCAUCUCGAAGCAUCUUGCCGACCAGCAUGACAUGCGUCAAGACAAGCAAUCUCCUUUUCAAGAUCAAUACGAAGAUUCUGACGAUAGUGAGCCCGAACAGAUGAUGCGCCCUAUUCCUGUUCGUCAGGCUAGCAUCGGUCGCAAAUCGACACCAGUCUUGACCACGAUAAAAAAUGGCGAUCUACGACCAGAUAGUCAGACUCGACCCCUGGAUCAUUCUCGCCAUGGUGCUGAAGAUGAUAAACGUCAAGCUCUAGACAUGAACUAUCCUAUGGUUGACAUGUCUCCUGAUGAACGCUCCGAAAAGUCUUUUCCUCAAUUGUCUACACGAACUAGCAGCUCCGAUAUUCUCGGCAGAGACGCAAUGGUACAUGUCAAGUCGAUUGGAGAAAAGUCUAUAAUCUCUUCUUUACAAGUGUCCGAAAAGAAGGACAUUCACGACUUGGAGAAACAAACGACACUUGGCGAGCGAGUGGGUUCCAAGCGGCCACCAAGGCUCAAUGUUGAUGCCGUUCGGGAAGCAGAAGCUCGUGGCAGUCUUACCAGUCUCUCAGACCUUAUUCGUAGAGCUACCAAAGUUGCGUCCAACCUCGAUCGCGGCCGGACUGCGAGCAGACUUGGUCUCAACUUUNUUGAUGACGAUGCGCAACAAGCACAUGCUUCGGACAGUAGGAGAUCUGGUUCACUUUCAGAUAUUCUCGCUUCAUUCNCCCCACCAGGACUUGCCACUCCCACUGGAUCCAGGGGUUCCAGAGCAAUGCCAUGGUCUUCAAACUUACAACACAGCUCUCUUCCUUCGGCAAGUGAUCUUGGCGAAGAGCCUGAGCGAAAAAGAAGAUGCUGUGGUAUGCCAUUGUGGCUCUUCUUUACACUACUCUUGCUCAUGGUAAUGCUCAUUGCUGCUGCUGUCAUAAUCCCAAUAGUUCUCGUCGUCAUCCCUCAGCAAAACGAUGCUUCCGGCAGUGCCUCGGCCUCUGCGCUUGCCACAUGCCAAAAGUCUCUAGACUGCAACAAUGGUGGCAUCAAUAUAUUGGGUAGCGACGGCAGCUGCAGCUGUUUGUGCGUUAAUGGAUUCGCAGGUUCUGAAUGCACCCAGCCAUCGAGUGCUUCUUGCACCACCACCACCAUCGGCAGCUACAUGACAAAUGUAACGCUCGGGAGUUCUAUUCCACGUCUCUUCACUGGCUCAGCAGCCAACUUCAGCAUUCCACUCAAUGCUACCAAUAUCUUGGGCCUUNUUGCUUCAUCCAAGCUCACAUGCACCUCGGAGAAUGCAUUGGUCACAUUCAACGGCCUUUCUGCUCGCUCCGUUCAAGAGGACAUGCCUGAGAUCAAACCUUCUCCAACCAAGGUGCUAAUGGGACGUGGAGAUGCUACAUCUGUUUCUGGAGCUGCCGUCACUAGCAAUGGUAUCGUCUUUGCAAGUGGAUCACCAAGCGAUUCACCAUCCUCAUCGACAUCUUCGAGCUUUGAUGCUACUACAUCCCCAUUGACGUCCUCUUCAUCUGCAUUGUCCGAUUCGACAACGCUCGACUUUGCUAGGAUUGCCAUACUCUUUGUCUUCCAGCAGUCGGGCCAAUUGAACAAUGCGAUCGCUGCCCAGGAGAACCUCCAAAACUACUUCACCUCUGGAACGACAAGUACUGGACAACAGAUUGAUGCUUCAAAUAUCGAUCUUGGUGCUGACAUGAGUGCAAAUCUCCAAACCCACUCUGUCACAUUAGCUAACGGCACGGUAAUCGGUGGCUAA